AUAUAGUGCUACUAAACAGUUGGAUCUUACACCUUUAGCUUUUUGUCACGUAGAGUUUGCAAUGUUGCAUUUUACCUCAACACGAGAGGCCUUUGAUAAUAAUAAAUCUGUGUUUGUUUAUUAUUUCAAACCUGCGUACUGUCUAUUUGACCAGACCAGACAGUGUGCAGGCUCAGGCGAGAGACUACGGAACGCGAGACCCUGCGGAACAUCUAGAGAAGCCGACGUUGCUACGUGCUAGGCUAGCUAGUAGCUAACGUUAGGUACCCACUUGGGUGCGUGUUGGAGGGAGAUAUAAUAACACAAUAUUGAAGAUUAUUUUAAGUUAACUAGUCAGGUUACUCAAUAAUGCCCAGUAAAAAGAAGAAAUAUAACGCCAGAUUCCCUCCGGCGAGGAUUAAGAAGAUUAUGCAGACUGAUGAAGAGAUAGGUAAAGUGGCUGCUGCAGUUCCUGUCAUCAUAUCACGAGCUCUGGAGCUGUUCCUGGAGUCUCUCCUGACGAAAGCCUGUCAAGUCACCCAGUCCCGGAACGCAAAAACAAUGACCACGUCACACUUAAAACAGUGCAUUGAGCUGGAGCAGCAAUUUGACUUCCUGAAGGACCUGGUAGCAGCAGUGCCAGACAUGCAGGGUGAGGGAGAGGACAACCACGCAGAGGGAGGGGAAAAAGUUGCACGCAGAGGUCGAAAGCCGGGGUCAGGCCGCAAGAACGGAGGAGCUGGCUCCAAGGGAAAGGACAAGAAGCUAUCAGACACAGAGUCGGAGCAAGAGGAUGACUCUGAGGACAGCGAGACAGAUGGGGAUGAGGAGGACGGUUCUCAGUCAAGCACAAACCUGCAGCCGCAAUCCCGAUUCCACAGCCCAGACACCAUACAACCCCAGUAUCUCCACGUGGGCACCACACAGGGGGGUCUGGCCAUGUCCCUGGGCUCCUUUGCCCCCCACCCCUCGCUGAUGGGCACCGCACCCCCGCCACCCCCCUCCAUGCCGCACAAAGAUGACGACGAUGACGAUGAUGAAGAUUAUGACUCUUAGCUCCCCCCACUCUUUUACCUUUCAUUUUCUCUUAAGUUGUUCUCUUGUGUGGCUGCAUUGAGAAAGAGGUGGGCCUGGGGAGACGCUCACAUGCAGCUCAUUGUUCAGGAAAAGCCUCCAACAACUGUCAGUAAGGCGCGUAGACAUGACAGCCGCCACCGCUGAAGACCAGUAAUCGGUUGUAUAUUAUGUUUUAAUUUUUUUCUUAUUUUAUUGUGGAGAAUUUGAACCAGGUUGUUUUUUUAAGACAGGUGUUCGUUCUAUUUGGACUACCAAAAAAAUAGCAGUUGAUGCUUUGAAAAGGCCAUGGCCCAGCCCAAGGACAGGUUUGAUUAUGAAGUCCCCCAUUGUAGUUUGCACUUUGUUUAUUCUCUCUCUCUUCUGUUUAUGACAUUGGUGUUAAAAGAACAUAUCACUCCAGUUCCAUUUCUGUUUUUUUUUGGUAAUUUAGCAGACGCUCUUAUCCAGAGCGACUAGUUAGUAACUGCAUACAUUAUUA
Messenger RNA from Coregonus clupeaformis (lake whitefish), 1534 nucleotides. RefSeq names its product dr1-associated corepressor. Gene Ontology annotation, biological process: negative regulation of transcription by RNA polymerase II; transcription by RNA polymerase II; positive regulation of transcription by RNA polymerase II. The record is from RefSeq and is a predicted model, not a curated record. The coding region runs from base 349 to 1035 and encodes 228 amino acids. Gene Ontology annotation, cellular component: nucleus; negative cofactor 2 complex. Gene Ontology annotation, molecular function: transcription coactivator activity; RNA polymerase II general transcription initiation factor activity; protein heterodimerization activity. The transcript is spliced from 7 exons. Lineage: Eukaryota; Metazoa; Chordata; Actinopteri; Salmoniformes; Salmonidae.